Messenger RNA from Phalaenopsis equestris, 1221 nucleotides. Its product is annotated as serine/threonine-protein phosphatase 4 regulatory subunit 2-like. The coding region runs from base 61 to 945 and encodes 294 amino acids. NCBI's taxonomy places the organism in Eukaryota, Viridiplantae, Streptophyta, Magnoliopsida, Asparagales, Orchidaceae. The transcript has a single exon. The record is from RefSeq and is a predicted model, not a curated record.
UCAUGCGUAGCCAUCAAUCGCGAAGGCAAAACUAUCACGAAGGAGGCACGAAGCCUCAUAAUGGAACAUGGAGCUGAUGCAUACCCUUUCACUAAAGAGUCAAUGAUGCAACUCAAGGCUGAGAUGGAGGAAAAAGCGAAGCUUUGGCCGGCGAAGAUAAGACAUGAAGAGCACAGUCACGUGCUUUGGAAGAGUAAGAGAGAAUACAUUUGUGAUUCUUGUGGGAAGAGAGGGCGACAUUGGUCGUUCUAUUGCAAGCAGUGUGACUUUGAUCUCCAUCCUGAUUGUGCUUUGGAUGCCAGACAUGAGGUGGUGGAUAGUGAGGAGGAGGAGGAGGAGGAGGCUGAAUGGCCCAAGAGGAUUAAGCACAUGUUGCACAAACAUGUGCUUGUAAAAGCUUGGAGGCAUUAUCAGUGUGAUGCUUGUGGGGUCAUUAAGCAAGGAUGGUCCUAUUUCUGCGAGGUGUGCGACUUCGAUCUCCACCCUAUGUGUGCUUUGGGAGAUCAGGCCACGAUCAAAGUAAUUGAUGACAGUGAUGAUGAGUUUGAUACGUCUGAUGAUGAUGAUGAAGAUGAAAAUGAAGAUGAAGAUGAUAUUCAUAAUCAUGGGAACUUCAAUGAAAACAGGAUAAGAAAUAGUGAUGAUGAGCAUCUUGUGAAAGUCGAGGAUGAAGAUGAGUCUCUUCAUAGUGAUUUUAAACAAGAAUUAAAAUUAGGGGAUGAUAAGGAUGGUGAUGAGGAGAAAGAAGAGAAGAAGAGUAAGAAAGAAAAUCAUGAGGAUGUUAAAGUUGAAGAUGAUGAUGAGAAUGAUGGAGAGGAUGAUAGUGAGGAGGAGGAGGAGGAUGAGGAUGGCCCGGGCAUGCGAGGGUAUAUUUGUAAUACAAUGGAUAGAGAGGGCUCUGAGUCAUUCCAAGAAUCUCUCUUUACUUGUAGAUUAUACAAGUAGUCAAAUUUAUGCAGUUGAUGUGAGAUUAUAAAUGGUUUGAUGCUUUCAGAAUUUUUAUGUGUUUCAGUAGCUGUGUAAUUAAGUCUUCCUAUUUGUAAUUUAUGUAUUUUGUAGUUAAAUUUGCACUAUGAUUUAAUUUGAACUUUUUAUGUAGUAUUUAUUUCUUGUUUUUUGCAUAAAUGGGAUGAGGGAGCCAACUCCUUAAGAAGAGCAGGAAAAAUUUGCUGAGAGGAGUUUUUAUUAUAUUUGAUGGUUCCAUUUAUCAUAUUUUUCUCA